CGAAUGGCCUCUCAAUGUGUUAUUGAAGUCCACAGACGAGUGAAAUGAUUGCAAAAAUGAGUGAAUAGUGCAGAAAUCCUAUUGAAAUUGAAUGCAAUAAUAAACUGGUCAUCACUUUCAUCCACACCAUUAUCAUCGCUAUCACCACCACAUCAGCUAAUCUCGAGUGCAAUCAACCACUAAACAAGUGUAACAACAAGUGGUCACUCAUUAUCUCUGUGUUGCGAGCGAGUGGUGUGACCACCGAUUGUGUGGUGAUUGGCCACCACUUCACACACACUAUGACAGCGACGGUGCUGAAGACAAUAUGGCGGUCGCUGGUGGUGACGGUGCCGGUGACGAUAGUGGUGGUCGACUGCGUGGGAUACGUGGCCAAAGUGGAGGGCAUGUCAAUGAAGCCCACCUUCAACCUGGAGGACGACAAGGGCUCAGACAUUGUGCUACUGUCCCACUGGGCCUCCAGGAGAUUCGACAUCAAGAGGGGACAGAUAGUGUCGAUUGUGUCGCCCCGGGAGCCCAACCAACUCAUCAUCAAACGCGUGGUCGCGCUGGAAGGUGAUACUGUGGUGACGAGGCCGAGGUAUAAGCACCGGAGUGUAGUGGUUCCCAAAGGGCACUGUUGGGUGGAGGGAGAUAAUGCCGAUAAGUCGAUGGACAGCAAUACCUUCGGUUGUGUGCCAUUAGGGCUGAUAUCAGCGAUAUGUCUGUACAUCGUAUGGCCGCCCAAGAGGUGGACCCGAGUGUCGGUGGGGAUGCCGUCAGACCGGUCGACGAUUGUCUACCCAAACGACAAG
Molecule: messenger RNA, 794 nt
Organism: Oppiella nova
Lineage: Eukaryota; Metazoa; Arthropoda; Arachnida; Sarcoptiformes; Oppiidae
Source: the annotation of a GenBank genome assembly